This is a messenger RNA of Drosophila sulfurigaster albostrigata, 1528 nucleotides long. RefSeq lists its product as uncharacterized. The transcript has 3 exons. The coding region runs from base 53 to 556 and encodes 167 amino acids. The record is from RefSeq and is a predicted model, not a curated record. Lineage: Eukaryota; Metazoa; Arthropoda; Insecta; Diptera; Drosophilidae.
CUUCUUCAUUCACCAAAUUUCUCCUUAACCUACUUGUAACCAUACUAAACUUAUGUUCUCUAUUCGCAGUCGCAUCCUCUACUUGCUCCUGUUGGCACGCCACUCCGGCUUCUGGUCGGGUCUCGCCUCCGAACGCGUCUGCCCCGGCUUCGUCGCGUUCGCCCAGGUGUUUCCCGGACAAUUUACGCAUUGCGGGCUAAAAGUGUCAGGUUUGCCACACCUAAAGCAAAAAUGGUCCUCGUCCCGGACAUACAAUCCGGAAACUAUGACCAGGUUGCCGGCAGUUCCAGCAGAUCCGCUUGCUCGUCUCGCGGGUCUUCGCUGCCACCUCUUCCACUUCCGGGGAUGGACUCUCGUCACGCUGAGGUGGGACUUCAACCUCAUAAACGGCCUGUUUGACUCCUGCGGAUAUCUGGUUUGUUGUCCCUGUGAUGAGCGCCCUCGACGGCUCAUGUAUCGCUCCACUUCGAUACAUUCUUGGCGCAACUCGUCCACCUUCACGGUCUCGAGAGGUUUCUGGAAUCGUGAAGCUAGCCGCCACAUGUGGUGGAUGUAGUCGUCUACACCUUCGCUAGACUGCUGUUCCCUCUGCAGUAGCUCCUGCAUGAGGUCAUGCUCGGUCUGGUAGCCCCGAAACCGGUCCAACAUUGCUUGACGCAAUUCAGCCCAGCUGUCUACUCUCGAGUGCCUCACGUGCAUCCAGUACCAUUCCCUGGCUCUGCCCUCCAAUAGAACAUGGAAGUCGCGUAGCACUUCCCUCCAUGGGCAUUGGUAUUGUCUCUGCAAAAUUCGAUGCGGAAGACAAAAUCCUCCACAGCGUGAGUGGAAUCGGCACCAUCGAAUUGCACGUUCCAGCGUUCCAGCUUCAGCAUCUGAACGCAUGUUGCCGUGGGGAUUCCGCCAGUUCUAGCAUGCGGAUCGUACACCUCUUCAGGGCUCGUUAGAUAAUCUGGACGCGGCAACGGUCCUCGUAUGGUCGGCACUGGCGGCUCCGGCUCACUUAUGUGGACCUUCGGGAUUGCUCCUGUCCCCGCCAUCGCGAAUCUCAUCGCGUAUCGAUGCUGCAAUACCCUACUGUAGUGAACUCCUGUAGGUCGCGUGGGCCUGCGCGAGGGCUGCAUUCACGGUCGACUUGAGGACUGAGUCCGUCGACUCCGGAGGAUAGAUGUGUCGGCCUGUAUCCGCCGAGUUGCUGGCAGUUGUGGUUCCCAUGCCGGAUGCUACUGCCGGUGGUUGAGUACCCGGUUGCAAAGCCUCUUGCUCCAAUCCAACAAGUGCUUCAGCCGAUGGAAACUGUACUUCCGGGAAUCCACGAAAGUUCAUCGGAGUCCUCGCCAUACCUCCCACUAGAUGCGGCAGGUUCCCCGGUGCUCCAUCUGUUUCGCGACCCUCCGACAUUACUAUUUCCCUAUUAAUCUACUGCUAUAUAAGAAAACGAUACCUAUCAAAAUAAACUCCUAUAAUAAAUAAAUAAACACCAAAAAUAAACAAAAUAAAUAACUCAAACAACAACAAAUUUUUCCUUUUA